AUGUCGUCUAACUCAGAGACACAAUUUUCAAAUUCUUCUGAGAAUCGGCGGCGUUGGGAACACGUUUCAUUCAUAUAUGGAGAAGUCAAAAAUUCUACAGGACAGAAAACAAUUUCUGACACUAUUGAAGAAGCUGUACACGAAAUAGUUAAAGGAGGCAUUGUUCUUGAUAAAGAACAUGAAGCUCGAUGGUUAGCUGCAGGAUUACCAAGUGUCAAGCAUUAUGCUAACAGUUCAACCCCAUAG
Molecule: messenger RNA, 246 nt
Organism: Rotaria sp. Silwood2
Lineage: Eukaryota; Metazoa; Rotifera; Eurotatoria; Philodinida; Philodinidae
Source: the annotation of a GenBank genome assembly